AAAACCCUAGAAGACCGAAGCCUUAACCCCCUCCUCCUAUCCAAGCUGAACUCACCUCUCUGCAACAAGCACACUGUUGUAUUAGCUGGAGAAAGAGAAAUGCCGCUGGGAGAGAGGAAGGGGGAUGAGAAGAAUGAUUCCAAGUACUGCGGCGUUGAGACGGACUUCGACAAUAACAUGCCGCAGCUUCUCGCCAGCAACAUCCGCGGUGGCUUCGACUUCCUUGUUGCUCCAUUGAUGGAGCCCAAUUAUAGACCCAGCUUAAGCGAAAAUUGUGAAUCUGGAUCAUAUGUUCUGCCUUGUGCUGGGUCAGACAUAGAGUUGAGCCCUUCACAAUGGAGCAGCCAUGUUGUCGGCAAAAUUAGCAAUUGGAUUGACUUGGAUUCAGUGGAUGAGAGACUUCGUAGGGAUUCUGAGAUUUCUUUGAAGCAAGAAAUAGCUUGGGCUUCUCAUCUAUCCUUGCAGGCAUGCCUCCUUCCUGCACCCAAAGGAGUAUCGUGUGUAAAUUAUGCCAGAUGUGUGAAUCAAAUUUUGCAGAAUCUAAACAACAUGCAGUUGUGGCUUAGGAUACCGUUGAAGAAGUCUCAUGAUAAUAUCCCUAAUGGAAAACCCAAUUCAAUGGAUGACGGAAAUGUUGAUUCCUGGGAGUUAUGGAAUGCGUUCCGGGUUCUUUGCGAACACCACAACCAGUUGUCAGUUGCACUGGAUGUAUCGCACUCAUUGCCAUCUGUGAAUUCCCUUCUGCGUUGGUUUGGCGAGUCUGUUAGAGCAGCCAUAGUUAACACUAGUGCUUUUCUAACAAAUGCACGUGGAUACCCAUGUCUCUCCAAACGGCACCAAAAAUUAUUAACCGGUUUUUUCCACCAUUCAGUUCAGAUAGUGGUUUCUGGACAACCAGUCCACUCUCUACCGUUGGGAAGUUCUGGCUCUGUAAAAACAGGUACACAGCAGCAUCCCCUAAGGGCAUACUUGGACUAUGUUGGAUAUCUUUAUCAAAACAUGGAUGCCCUUUCUGAGCAAGAACGUUUUGAGUUUGGCUAUAGAGAUUUCUUGCAGUCUCCUUUGCAGCCUCUUAUGGAUAACUUGGAGGCUCAAACAUAUGAGAUAUUUGAGAAGGACACUGUCAAGUAUGUUCAGUAUCAAAGAGCUGUUGCCAAUGCUUUGAUGGAUAGAGUUCCUGAUGAAAAGGCUUCUACAGUCACAACAGUAUUGAUGGUUGUAGGAGCUGGACGUGGACCUCUUGUCAGGGCUUCAUUACAGGCUGCUGAAGAAACUGGACGGAAGUUGAGAGUUUAUGCUGUAGAGAAAAAUCCAAAUGCAAUUGUUACUCUUCAUAGUUUAGUAAGGUUGGAAGGAUGGGAGGAAACUGUAACCAUUGUUUCAAGUGAUAUGCGUCGCUGGGAAGCUCCAGAGAAAGCUGAUAUUUUGGUUAGCGAAUUGCUUGGGUCUUUUGGCGACAACGAGCUUUCUCCUGAAUGUCUUGAUGGGGCAGAAAGAUUCCUUAAGCAAAAUGGGAUUUCUAUACCAUCAUCGUAUACUAGUUUUAUUCAACCAGUCACAACAUCUAAAUUGUACAAUGAUAUAAAAUCACAUAAAGAUGUAGUGCACUUUGAAACUGCAUAUGUUGUCAAACUACACCGUGUAGCUAGACUUGCUGCUCCACAGCCUGUUUUUACAUUUACUCAUCCAGAACAUUCAAUCAAGAAGGACAAUAGUAGGUACACGAGGCUUCAGUUUGAGAUACCCAUUGACACUGGAUCAGCAAUGGUGCAUGGAUUUGCGGGUUACUUUGAUGCUGUACUCUAUAAGGAUGUUCAUCUGGGCAUUGAACCUUCAACAGCAACACCUAACAUGUUUAGCUGGUUCCCAAUAUUCUUUCCAUUGAGGACUCCGGUAUGUGUGCAGCCUGGCAUCCCUCUGGAUUUUCAUAUGUGGCGAUGUUGCGGUUCUUCCAAGGUUUGGUAUGAGUGGUGUGUUACUUCUCCAAGUGCAUCUCCAAUGCACAACAGUAACGGCCGCUCCUAUUGGGUCGGUUUGUAGCCUCUGGCAGCAGCCGUGUGGAUGUUAUCAUCUUGAGCGUUUUCCCGGUGUGGCAAAAGAAAAAAACAGUUGUAUUCAAAGCCAUUGCGAUCGAGCGCCACCACCAGCAAGGCAUAUUGGCUCUCCAACCUUGCUUACGCAUUCCUCGUGUUCUACUGUAGUUGUAUCAAUGAUAAGUUUCAUUUCAUUUUACUUGUGGUUUUUUUGGGCAGGAUACUUCAAUUUUAGUGUUUUGAAUAAUUUUUGUGUGAUACAAAUUAACUUAAUAAACAGUAAUGUUUGUUGCUAUUGUUGGUGAUUUUAGUUAACCAAACUGAAAACAAAAAAAUGACCUUUCUUUUUUUACUCAAUAUACUGUUGGUAAGUUU
Messenger RNA from Cuscuta campestris, 2408 nucleotides. Lineage: Eukaryota; Viridiplantae; Streptophyta; Magnoliopsida; Solanales; Convolvulaceae. The record is from the annotation of a GenBank genome assembly.